AACGACGCCGUAGAUGCCAUUCUCGCUGCCCCACCAAAGAAAGGCAAGGCAGCUAAGCUUCCCGUAGAAGCUCUCUUUCGUCCCACCCCCACGUUAACCAAGACCCAACUGCAUCCGACAAAACAUAAAGUUACCUACCUAAAAUCUAAAAUCACGACAAAAAAAAAAGAAUACAUUUCAGACGUCGACAAUAUCAACCUUCUAGGAAUACGACACCGUUUUACGACACUGCUAUUGUUUCGCUUGCCUUGAGCGCCCAUCGCCAUGGAGCAACUCGCCGCGACGCUUCUAUCGUUCCCUGAAUCCAAAUGUGCCGAUUCCAGCCUGGUCGACAACGUCACUUUUGAUACCGCAGCGAAGCUCCAUGUUAGCAGGCUUUCAAAGUUACUUAAAGAUCAUAACGCCUCACUGGUUGCGCAUGGCCCUCGACUCAUCGACAUACUUGACCCGGCCGUACAUACCUUAUCGUAUCUCGCCGUUCUUCAUACCCUCACCCUUCCCGCCCUAGACUCAUCUAUUCCUCGUGAUACUCUUCUGAGCAAGUUUGUGCGCUUUCUAUACGUCUUCGACGCGCGCCAGGCCCGAUAUGCUAGAAGCCAUUUGCAUGACAUCUUGCUUGCCGCUGGAAGUGGUCAAUAUCUGCCGCCAUCAGUUGCUGUCGGUGCUCUCGCAACAGCUAUCCUGAGACUUGACCCGACCGGAAGCAUGCUCACCAUGUCCCAUUUUCAACUUGUUAAGCUUGCCUACCAGACAAACAACAUCCUACCAGCCCUUCCAGUACUCGACAAGAAUAUCGUAUACUACCCCGGCAUGGCCAACUACGGCGAGCCCAAAUUCCUCUGCGAUCUAUCCUUACCGCCCCCAGCCUACCUCUCUCGAGAAACGGGGCUCACUACUAACUUGAAAUCUUCCAUCGUCUUAGAAUAUGAUAUAUUUCGUGGUAUGUCAUAUUGUAAUUUAAGAGAUUGGGCGAAAGCCUAUGGGGCCUUUGAGAGGGUCGUCACAUAUCCUACGCGCGAAGGUGGCAUAAGUAAAAUCAUGGUCGAGGCUUACAAAAAGUGGGUGUUGGUCAGCUUGCUCUCUACAGGAAAGCUUUCAGACCCCCCAUCAUACACGGGGGCCGCGGCGAGCAAGCUCUAUGGAAGUAUCGGAAAGCCAUACACAGCGCUCGCAGUGCUAUUCGUAACCGAUAAUGCCCAGGGACUAAAGGCCGAGGCUGAGAAGAACACACAGAUAUGGUUAGAAGAUGGAAAUACCGGGCUGGUUCAGGAAGUCCUCGCGGCGUAUCAGAAGUGGCAGGUUCUGGGCCUAGAGCAGAUCUACUCCAAGAUUUCGCUCUCCGAGAUUCGCAAACAGACCACAAGUGCGGAGACAGGAGAUGUGCUCCAGAAGGACGAGGACGUGCAGACUCUUGUCCAAAACAUGAUAAUAUCCGGUAUGCUAAACGGGGUGGUCGAGAAGAACGACGACGGCACGGCUUUCCUUACCUUCCUAUCCCCGUCUACGCACCUUUCGGAGAAGGAGUUCGCUACGGAGCUCGCUGGAACGGCAGCCCGGUUGAAGCAACUACAGCCUAUCUUCAAAACGACAAAGGAACGCCUAGGCACAAGCAAGGAGUACAUCAAGCAUGUGACCAAGGAGAAACUGCGAGGCGACAAAAACGAGCCGGAUCCAACCCUCGCAUUCGAUGCCCACGUGGAUGACGAAGAUUUGAUGGGCGGUGUGAUUGCUACUGGCUGAGCGUAGCUAUGUCGCUUCUUACCACCCAUUCGGCGAGCGCGUUGGACUGGAACUCGAAUAUAUUUUAAUUAAGCCCGAGAUUCGAGGCUGAAUUCAUUUUCUUCGAAUCUUGGAGAGGUAGACGGCCGCUAAGUUAAGUUGGUUUGGAGAGGGGUCCGAAAACCGACAUGUCACGAUUGCGCGUUCUUAUGCGGCGGCGUUUAGAGGACGGACAUUUGCAUCUGCAGGCAGCGGUGCCUCAUGGAUAUGGCUUGGAAUGCCAUUUUAGCCAGAGAUGGACGACAGUUAAGAAAUCGUCGGACCUCUCAGCUUGUUAGAGACACUAGCAGGAUUAAGAAUAAACGCACUGAUAUCCCAUUUAC
Molecule: messenger RNA, 2102 nt
Organism: Daldinia vernicosa
Lineage: Eukaryota; Fungi; Ascomycota; Sordariomycetes; Xylariales; Hypoxylaceae
Exons: 2
Coding region: 265-1740 (491 amino acids)
Biological process (GO): ubiquitin-dependent protein catabolic process
Cellular component (GO): COP9 signalosome
Source: RefSeq, a predicted model, not a curated record